AUGACUAGUCUACGACGGGGUACCGAAGAUAAGGAAAAGGCUAUGUUGCAAGCUUUCCCGUUCUCAUUGUUAGACCAAGCUGAUUCAUGGAUGUAUUAUCUUCCUUAUGUAAGUAUUACAACUUGGCAUGACAUGAAGAAACUAUUUUUAGAUAAGUAUUUUCCUGCUUCCAAAGCUACAUCAAUCCGAAAGGAAAUCGGUGGGUUAAUUCCAGAACAGAGGUGUUUGAUUGAUGCAGCAUCAGGUGGUGCACUUAGUGAAAAGACGUUAUCACAAGCAACCGGUCUGAUUGAGAGUAUGGCUUCAAAAGCGCAACCAUGUUAUACCAGAAACGACUCAAAUAUCAGAAAAGUUAAUGAGAUUGGAGGGUCUUCACAAACUGAAGAACGGUUGAAUAGUAUGGAGAAGAUGAUGCAUCGUAUAACAUCUACAGUCAUUCCUAAAUAUGAGGAACACAUGGUAGAGGUAAAUGUUGUGUUUCCUAAUCAGAGACAAAGUUUAGAGGAGAUGAUGAAGGUUAUGAUGCAAGAACAAAAGGAAAUAUCUAAGAAUUUUCAACAAAACCUACAAUAUCAACAUAAUACCGAUUCUGCCAUUAAGGAUCUACAGAUUCAGAUGGGGCAGAUGGCAACCGAUAUGAAUUCAAUGGAGGCUCAGUUAUUUCUGAAACUUACUUCACAAUCAUUUGUUAAUCCUAAAGAGCAGGUUAAUGUAGUGUUGUUGAGAAGUGGGAAACAGCUAGAGCCUAAUCAGCAGAAUCGGGUAAGUGAUGAUUUAGACCAGACUUCGCAUCUGGGAUCGGUCCCAGAACCGAUUACGGAUUCGAAUUUGGAUAGAAAAAAGAGGUGCAAACAGAACCUAAGGAAAAACCACUUUCAAGUUUCAACUGACCAACCUAAGGUUUCGGUUCCAACACAUGUUACACCACCUCAUUUUCCUAGUCGUUCUUCCAAGUCUAAAAAGCAAGCUCAAGAUAAAGAGAUAAUGGAGAUCUUCAGCAAGUUGCAAAUCAAUAUUCCAUUUAUUGAGGCCAUCAGAACUGUACCUAGGAGGGCCAAAUUUCUGAAGGAUUUGUGUACAAAAAAUGACAGGUUGAUUGUUAACGAGGUUGCUCAGGUACACGAAAGUGCUUCUGCUAUGUUACUAAAGAAGAUGUCUGCAAAGUGCAAAGACCCUGGGGGUUUCACGGUACCAAUUACUUUUGGUAAUAAGAGGAGACAUGGAUAG
This is a messenger RNA of Papaver somniferum (opium poppy), 1227 nucleotides long. RefSeq lists its product as uncharacterized. Lineage: Eukaryota; Viridiplantae; Streptophyta; Magnoliopsida; Ranunculales; Papaveraceae. The transcript is spliced from 4 exons. The record is from RefSeq and is a predicted model, not a curated record. Bases 1 to 1227 code for a protein of 408 amino acids.